AUGGGGCUCAGCAAUCCAGGCUCGGACCGGGAGACCUUCUCCAGGUACCUCAAGAGAACGCAAACGUCGGAAGGCGGAUCCCAGGCCGCCAACGAGGACGCCGUUUGGACCAACGUCGCCGAGGAAGAGACCAAGCGGCCCAACAUCGUGGACGCGGUCCCGAGGGUGUACGGGACGCCAAAUCUGAGCGUCGUGGCUGCGAACGUGAUGCCUUCUAUCACGAGAGUCGAUACAAUGGGGACAAUGGCGGCAGAGGAGGGAUCUGAACAGGUCUUUGAAGGGGAGGUCGUGGUAUGCUUGUCACUUCUGGUUUACGCACCAAGUCUUGAACCGAACUGA
Thermothelomyces thermophilus ATCC 42464 is the source of this 339-nucleotide messenger RNA. RefSeq lists its product as uncharacterized. The transcript has 2 exons. Gene Ontology annotation, molecular function: oxidoreductase activity, acting on CH-OH group of donors. Bases 1 to 339 code for a protein of 112 amino acids. Lineage: Eukaryota; Fungi; Ascomycota; Sordariomycetes; Sordariales; Chaetomiaceae. The record is from RefSeq and is a predicted model, not a curated record.